Sorghum bicolor (sorghum) is the source of this 416-nucleotide messenger RNA. RefSeq lists its product as uncharacterized. The record is from RefSeq and is a predicted model, not a curated record. NCBI's taxonomy places the organism in Eukaryota, Viridiplantae, Streptophyta, Magnoliopsida, Poales, Poaceae. The coding region runs from base 27 to 416 and encodes 129 amino acids. The transcript is spliced from 3 exons.
AGGGCACGCCAGCACUAGUUCACUUCAUGUACCUCUGCAAAAACUUGCGGUGGAAAUCACUUCUGAUCGUGUCGUUGAUGAACCGUUUCGGUGUCUUUGUCUCUCCUCGUGCCUGGUUCUUGAAUACCACAUCAUCGUCCCACCUUCUCUUAACACUGAAGGAGCCAGGGUGGUUGAUACUGAUCAAAGGGUUUCCCCGCAUCAGUUCAGCCUCCUUCAUCUUGGCCUCCUCUUCUGCUUAUGGGAAAACCUUUCUAAGCUUCUCCUCAGCUCUUUCUUUCUUAAUCCUCUCAAGCUCUGCCAUUAGAGCUUCAGUGUCAUCAUCAUCGUCAUCAUCGUCAUCGCUGAACACUGUUUGCCACUCAAUGUGUAAAGAGCAACCAAACAUAGUGAAACAGAAGUGUAAUAAACAAUGA